GCGGUCGCCUUGGGCCUCUCACUUCCGCCCAGGUGAGGGAGGGCCGGCGGCGAGCCCUCCCGACCCAGGCUGCCACCCGCGCCUCGUCCGGACCAGGUGAUUUACAAGUGAUUGCAGGGUAGAAUUCAAAAUGCCUGAAAAUCCUGCUACAGAUAAACUGCAGGUCCUGCAGGUGCUCGAGCGACUGAAGGCAAAAUUGCAGGAGAAGGGUGACACGUCUCAGAAUGAGAAGUUAUCUAUGUUUUGUGAGACACUGAGGAGUCCUCUCUUCAACCAGAUCCUCACCCUUCAGCAGUCCAUCAAGCAGCUGAAGGGACAGCUCAGCCAUAUACCCUCGGAUUGUUCAGCCAAUUUCGAUUUUUCAAGGAAAGGCUUGUUAGUGUUUACAGAUGGCUCCAUUGCUAAUGGGAGUGCUCAUAGGGCCCCUAAUAACUUGACUGUUUCUGGAAUAUUUCCUUGGAGUCCAAAUUUGGGAAAUGAAGAAUUUAACUCGAUCAUUCAACAGAUGGCUCAGGGCCGGCAGAUCGAAUAUAUUGAUAUAGAGCGGCCUUCCACUGGAGGCCUUGGAUUCAGUGUGGUGGCACUUAGAAGUCACAACAUGAGACAAGUGGAUAUCUUUGUGAAGGAAGUGCAGCCGGGGAGUAUAGCGGACAGAGAUCAAAGAUUAAAGGAAAAUGAUCAGAUAUUGGCCAUCAAUCACAUACCCCUGGAUCAGAACAUUUCCCACCAGCAAGCAAUUGCAUUAUUACAGCAGACUGCUGGAUCUUUGCGAUUGGUUGUGGCCAGGGAGCCAUUCCACCCAAGAAACAGCACUUCUAGUUUGACAGACACUACCCUGCCUGAAACCGUUUCUUGGGGCCAUAUUGAAGAUGUUGAACUCGUUAAUGACGGCUCUGGACUAGGCUUUGGGAUAGUUGGAGGAAGAUCAAGUGGCGUGGUUGUGAGGACUAUAGUUCCAGGAGGGUUGGCAGAUCGAGAUGGAAGACUCCAGACAGGAGAUUAUAUCUUGAAGAUUGGUGGCACAAAUGUGCAGGGGAUGACGAGUGAGCAGGUUGCACAGGUUCUGAGGAACUGUGGAAACUCGGUCAGGAUGCUCGUGGCUAGAAACCCCAUUGGCGAAAUUUUGGUGACUCCUCCUACCCCUACGGCGCUGCCUGUUGCCCUGCCAGCUGGAGCCAACAGGAGCUCUGGUUCUGAUAAUUCUCUUUUUGAAACUUAUGAUGUCGAGCUCGUUAAAAAAGAUGGACAGAGUCUUGGAAUUAGAAUUGUUGGCUAUGUUGGUACAUCACAUUCAGGAGAAGCUUCUGGGAUCUAUGUGAAAAGUAUAAUACCUGGCAGUGCUGCGUACCACAAUGGCCACAUUCAAGUGAAUGACAAGAUAAUUGCCGUUAAUGGUGUAAAUAUUCAGGGUUUUGCCAACCAGGAUGUUGUUGAAGUAUUACGACAUGCUGGGCAGGUGGUACACUUAACAUUAGCUCGAAGAAAGACUUCCUCAUCUACUUACCCACUUGAACUACCUUCAGACAGAGGAAAUGUUGUAGAAUCACCAAAAUCACCAACUGUCUUUCUAACUGGAGCAGUGGAAACAGAAACUAAUUUGGAUGAUGAAGAUGAGGAAGUUGAAGAAAGAAUAAAUAAUUUAAAAAAUGACAACCUGCAAGCUUCGGAAAAACCAGAAAGAGCCCUGGACUCUGCAGAAAAUAACCUGAAAUCCAGAUGGGAAAGCCUCCUGGGCCCUGAUUACGAAGUAAUGGUGGUGACUUUGAACACACAGAUUGCAGAUGAUGCUGAGUUACAAAAAUAUUCUAAGCUUUUGCCUAUUCACACUCUGAGGCUUGGCGUGGAAGUGGAUUCAUUCGAUGGGCACCAUUACAUCUCUUCAAUUGUUCCUGGUGGUCCUGUAGAUACCCUGAGUCUCCUACAGCCAGAGGAUGAGCUGCUUGAGGUCAAUGGCGUGCAGCUCUAUGGAAAAUCUCGCCGAGAGGCUGUUUCCUUUCUUAAAGAAGUGCCACCUCCUUUUACCUUGGUUUGCUGUCGGCGAUUGUUUGACGAUGAGGCCUCAGUGGAUGAGCCGAGGACCAGUGUAUCCUGCCCUUCUGAGAAGGAGGUUGACCACAAUACAGAUGUCAAUGUUGAAGAGGAUGAUGAUGGUGAAUUAGCACUAUGGUCUACUGAAGUCAAGAUUGUAGAGCUGUUGAAAGAUCACAAAGGUUUGGGAUUCAGCAUUUUGGAUUACCAGGACCCGUUAGACCCCACAGGGUCAGUGAUUGUGAUCCGCUCCCUGGUGGCAGAUGGCGUGGCAGAACGGAGUGGAGAACUAUUACCCGGAGACCGCUUGGUUUCAGUCAAUGACCACUCUCUGGAAAAUGCCACACUGGCCGAAGCUGUGGAAGUGUUGAAAGCUGUACCGCCAGGCACUGUACGCCUUGGCAUCUGUAAGCCUUUGGUGGAAGAUGGUAAAGAAGAAAACUGUCAUAUUUUACAUUCAAGCAGUAAUGAAGAUGAGACUGAACCUCCAGAAACAAUUCAUGAUAUAAAUUCUUCUUUAAUACUGGAAGCACCCAAGGAAUUUAGAGAUGAGCCAUAUUAUAAAGAAGAAAUCGUGGAUGAACCAUUUAUAGAUUUGGGAAACACUUUCCAGUCCCAACCGAAAGAGACAGAGCACAGCGAAGAGGCCUGGGAAAUGCAUGAAUUUCUGACUCCUCAGUUGCAGGAUGCUGGUGAGGAAAGAGAAAUGCUUGUAGAUGAAGAAUAUGAGCUGUAUCAAGAUCGUCUUCAGUCCAUGGAGUUGUAUUCCUCAUCACGUCUUGAAGAAGCUAAUCCUGUACCCUCUGUGAAUGAGCUCCACUUUGAUACACAGUGGCACUGCAGUGAGCUGCCUGAGUCUCAUAAAGCAGGAUUGGCCAGGAAUAUGUAUUCCCAGGAGACACAGCCAUAUGGCUGUGACACUGAAAACAUGAUGAAAGAAAAUUUUGGCCUUGAUUCCCCACCAUCUUCAUCACCAACUAAAGGAAACGAUCAAGAAGAUAGAUUUGAUGACAUAGAAGACCUUAACACCUUGGCAAAAAGCAGUCUGAAUUUAGAGAUGGUGCUUCCAGAUGAUGUGCAGGAUCCUGGCAUGCUCGCUGACCUUCCUGCUGUGGCUCAGAGAGGGGAAGAAGAUGUGCCUUUAUACCAGCUCCCCAGGACUCGAAUCAUGUCAAAGGCCUCUGCACACACAGCGAUGUCUUCUAGAUAUGCCACUGAUGCCUGUGAGUUACCUGAGAGAGAAGAAGGUGAAGGAGAAGAAACCCCGACCUUCAGCCAUUGGGGUCCACCAAGAAUUGUUGAGAUUUUUAGAGAACCCAACGUGUCUCUUGGCAUCAGUAUUGUUGGGGGUCAGACCGUUAUAAAACGCUUGAAGAAUGGAGAGGAACUUAAAGGAAUAUUCAUCAAACAAGUUUUAGAAGACAGCCCAGCAGGAAAAACUAAUGCACUGAAAACUGGAGACAAAAUACUGGAGGUGUCGGGAGUAGAUUUGCAGAAUGCCUCGCAUGCAGAAGCAGUGGAGGCAAUCAAGAAUGCAGGAAACCCUGUGGUGUUCGUUGUACAGAGCUUGUCAUCCACACCAAGAGUCAUUCCUAAUGUGCAAAACAAAAUCUCGAAAAUCACCAAUGACCAACACCAAGAUAUACAAGAAAGAAAAGAAAAGAGGCGAGGAACUGCCCCACCUCCAAUGAAACUGCCUCCUCCUUAUAAAGUUCCAUUGGAAGACAACGAUGAGGAGAACGAAAAGGAACAUGCAUUUACUGACAAAAAAAUCAGGCAAAGAUAUGCUGACCUUCCUGGAGAGCUACAUAUUAUUGAGCUUGAAAAGGAUAAGAACGGACUGGGACUCAGCCUUGCUGGUAAUAAGGACAGGUCACGCAUGAGCAUAUUCGUGGUUGGGAUUAACCCAGAAGGACCUGCUGCAGCGGACGGACGAAUGCGCAUUGGAGAUGAGCUGUUAGAGAUAAACAAUCAGAUCCUUUAUGGAAGAAGUCACCAAAAUGCCUCCGCCAUUAUCAAGACAGCUACAUCCAAAGUCAAGCUGGUUUUCAUCAGAAAUGAAGAUGCAGUCAAUCAAAUGGCUGUUGCUCCAUUUCCAGUUCCAUCAAGUUCCUCAUCAUAUACUGAGGAUCAGAGUGGUCCAGAGCCUGGGAGUGAUGAAGAAGGUGAUGGUCUCGAAGUUGACGUUAAACCAUUGCCUACAAGUGAAAGCCCAAACCUGGUUGUUAGCCAGACGAAACAACAAAAACGUUCAACAAAAGUCUCCUUUGGUUCGCGGGAGGUAUCGUUAGCACCUGCUCCUUCGUCCCAAGCAGCAGAGGCCGACUACACGGGCUGCGGCGGCUUCCAGGCACCUCUGUCAGUGGACCCUGCAACAUGUCCCAUUGUCCCUGGCCAGGAAAUGAUUAUAGAAAUCUCCAAGGGACGUUCAGGACUUGGCCUCAGCAUCGUGGGAGGAAAAGACACACCUUUGAAUGCAAUAGUUAUACAUGAAGUCUAUGAAGAAGGAGCAGCAGCCAGAGAUAGGAGGCUUUGGGCUGGUGACCAGAUACUGGAGGUUAAUGGCGUGGACCUGCGGAACUCCAGCCAUGAAGAAGCCAUCACAGCUCUGAGGCAGACGCCGCAGAAGGUGCGCCUGGUGGUGUACAGAGAUGAGGCCCACUACAAGGAUGAGGAAAACCUGGACAUCUUCCCAGUGGAUCUGCAGAAGAAAGCAGGCCGUGGCCUGGGCCUGAGCAUCGUGGGGAAACGAAGUGGAAGUGGAGUGUUUAUUUCUGACAUCGUGAAGGGAGGAGCUGCGGACCUGGACGGGAGAUUGAUUCGGGGAGAUCAGAUCUUAUCUGUGAAUGGGGAUGACAUGAGGAACGCCUCUCAGGAGACUGUGGCCACCAUCCUCAAGUGUGCACAGGGGCUUGUGCAGCUAGAGAUCGGAAGACUCCGAGCUGGGUCCUGGGCCUCCUCGAGGAAGACCUCGCACAACAGUCAGGGUGAGCACAGCGGCAGCCGGCCUUCACUGGCUCCUGUCAUCAGCGGCCUGCAAAACCUGGUCAGCACAAAACGGUCUUCAGAGGCAUCCCAGAAAAGCUCAGGCACAGAUAUGGGACCAAGGACUGUUGAGAUCAUCAGGGAGCUCAGUGAUGCCCUUGGAAUCAGCAUUGCUGGAGGAAAAGGAAGUCCCUUAGGAGAUAUCCCGAUAUUUAUUGCCAUGAUUCAGGCCAAUGGAGUGGCCGCUCGGACACAGAAGCUUAAAGUUGGAGAUCGGAUUGUCAGCAUUAAUGGGCAACCUCUGGAUGGGCUGUCUCACGCAGAUGUGGUUAAUCUGCUGAAGAACGCCUACGGACGCAUUAUCCUGCAGGUUGUGGCAGACACCAACAUCAGUGCCAUAGCUACUCAGCUUGAGAACAUGUCUGCAAGCCACCACCUCGGCUCGCCCGUGGCCGAGCACCAUCCAGAGGGCUCAGAAACACCUCCACCUAAGAUUAUUACUUUGGAGAAAGGCUCUGAAGGAUUGGGGUUUAGUAUUGUAGGGGGUUAUGGAAGUCCCCAUGGAGACCUGCCAAUUUAUGUCAAGACUAUAUUUGCAAAGGGAGCAGCUGCAGAUGACGGCCGAUUAAAGCGAGGUGAUCAGAUUCUAGCUGUUAAUGGCGAGACCCUGGAAGGUGUUACUCAUGAGCAAGCUGUCGCCAUCCUAAAACACCAGAGAGGGGCUGUAACCUUGACCGUGCUGUCCUGAGCUUCAAGCCCUCAUCACAGGAUAGCUGUCUAGAACAUUCAUUGGUCUGCUGUUUCCUUUUGGGAGAAAGAGAGAAAAAAAUAUAUAUAUAUAUAUACAUAUAUAUAUAUAUCCAUUAGAAGAUGAAGUUCUGGGUGGAGAUGCAGAACAGUCUUGAUAGUUCCACUUGGCUCUUCACGUCUCAUCGUCUCUGCUCGGGAGAGAUGGCUGAGGUUUCCAUUGUAUCCUCAAACACAAAAUCACCUGACUCGUGUUUCUCACCUGUCACUUCUUCAUGAGGUUGCUGUCUAAAACUGGAAUGAGUAUUUGUUUUACAUUCAACAUUGGUGUUUUCCAACUGGUAAUAACUGAUUCUGAUUGUAUUUGCUAAAACUAGAGUUAACAACCUCUCAUUCCUUAUACGGCCCCUCCCCAUCCCCUAAUUAUGCCGAGACUUAACAGCAACCUCAGAUUUCAUCCAGUGAACAAAAACAAAUGUUAAGCAACUUGUCAUCUCACCCAUGAUUUACUUACGCUAAUUGUCUCUUCAAGUAAGCCAGAGAACAUUAGCAGUGUAAUUAACUUACCCGUGAUUCCCGGGAUGAAACCCCAUACUCUCCUGUGGGAAAUUACUGUGUUGCUCUCAGUGUGACUUAUAGUCAAAUCAGUCUCAACUUCAUUUCUCUGAUUAGAUCUGUGUAUGUUUGUCAUUGAUGAUUUUGAUGAGUCAAUUUGCACGCUGUGAUCGCCUUAGAAUUCUAAAAGGCUUUCUAAUUGUUCUCUGAGCCACAGAAAUGUUGUACCCUGGAGCAAAUGCACCUCGUUCUUAACACGGAACACUAGCCUCCUACUGCGGAUGCUGAUCCUGCUGACCCAUGUGGCAGUUCAGGAAGCUCCUGUAGAGUUAACGGCAUCGCUGCAGGCAGGCAUCAUCCCCGUUUCCAUCUUAAAUGAGGAGCUGGCAGCCCCAGCAGCACCCUGCCCUCCAGUCAGAAGUCGCUGUGACCUUGGUUGGGCAGAACAGAGAGAGACAUGUCUGGUGGUCCCUCGCUUUGCCCCCAGGCCCACAAGGCCAGCAGCACAGGUUGCACUGUGCCAAUGUUAGGAUGAUGUUUCCAGGGUUCUUGCUGGAGUUUUCCAUGCCAAGAAUGCACCUACAGUAGAACAUGGAAGAAUGCUUUUAAUGUUAUAGGAGAGAAAUGGAAAUGAACGAAAAAUACCUUUAACGUUGAUUAUGGAUGUUGUUAUUCAUGAAUUAGCGAAAACGCUGGGAAGUGCUUCUCAGUGAUUGUCACAGGGUCCUCUGUGAGAAAAGAAGGGAACGCUGAAGGAUGGGGCCCAGGCUCAGGGCAAGGAGCAGCUCAGCUCGUUCCAGCCACAGCACGGCGCUGGGAGAGGUCAGCCAUUUCCAAGACUUAAUGGGCUCCGAUUUAAGAUGUUAGUAAGCAGAGAUUUUUACCUGAGAAUUAUCUCUGAAUAGACACAAUCACAAAGUGCAUUAACUCUUGUUGAAAUAUUUUGUGGCUAUUCCAAAUAUAUAGAGUGCCUAAGUUUUAUGUUGAAAAUGUCUUUCGUGACUGGUGUUAAGCUUCUGAAUAAACACACGGCUUUUGAAAUUUCUAACUCUACCCAAGAUGUGGGGUGUUAGCUCCUCGUCCUGCAGGGCCUGAGGAGUUACCAGCCCGUGAAUGUUCUGUGUUAAUUGUAGCUUCAAGAACGUUUUACACAGGAAGGAUCAGAUGAAGUCCAAAUGAAACUUGAAAAAUGCACCUUUUAAAUAUAUAUACACACACACAUAUAAUAAUUUUGCAAUGUGAUUCUGCUUGACUUUGAUGGAAUGGCCAUUAAAAGCACAUUUUGAA
Messenger RNA from Ochotona curzoniae (black-lipped pika), 7602 nucleotides. RefSeq names its product PATJ crumbs cell polarity complex component (gene PATJ). The record is from RefSeq and is a predicted model, not a curated record. Bases 131 to 5761 code for a protein of 1876 amino acids. The transcript has 44 exons. NCBI's taxonomy places the organism in Eukaryota, Metazoa, Chordata, Mammalia, Lagomorpha, Ochotonidae. Gene Ontology annotation, molecular function: protein binding.